Anopheles moucheti is the source of this 483-nucleotide messenger RNA. Its product is annotated as translation machinery-associated protein 7 homolog. NCBI's taxonomy places the organism in Eukaryota, Metazoa, Arthropoda, Insecta, Diptera, Culicidae. The record is from RefSeq and is a predicted model, not a curated record. The transcript is spliced from 2 exons. Bases 1 to 267 code for a protein of 88 amino acids.
AUGUCAAAUCGAGGUGAACCCAACAGCGAGCAUACGCAUUUUCAGGCAUUUUCUCUCUUCACUACAACAGCCAUGAGUGGUCGCGAAGGUGGCAAAAAGAAGCCUCUGAAGGCACCGAAAAAGGAGCAGUCGGAAAUGGACGACGACGAUGUGGCGUUCAAACAGAAGCAGAAGGAGCAACAGAAAGCGCUCGAUGCGGCUAAACAGAAGGCUUCCAAGGGAGGCCCGCUGCUUCAGGGUGGCAUCAAGAAGUCGGGAAAGAAGUGAUCGUACCGAGGGUGCUGGAUCGAAGCGAAGCAACUAACCUUUAAUUACCGCUGCCACUUCAAUCGAUGACCCGGAGGUUAGGUUCUCGGCAAACACACGUUUGCCGUACGCGGACCGUUUUUAUAUGUUAAGCUUCAUCUUUCCGUUUUUACCGUAUCGUGACGGGCUUUGUGGUUCAUGAUGUUUUGGUAAAUAAACUUUCGCCUAAUAAUUGUA